Messenger RNA from Cladocopium goreaui, 1392 nucleotides. The record is from the annotation of a GenBank genome assembly. NCBI's taxonomy places the organism in Eukaryota, Dinophyceae, Suessiales, Symbiodiniaceae.
AUGAAGCGCCGGAGAUUGCGGUCAAAGCAAAGGCCUCCCCCAUGCUAUGAUGAAAAAAGAGAAAGUGAGGACGGUCAUGUUCUACCACUUGCUGCGAGUGCAGCUGUUGCAGUUGGCGAGAGUCAUGCAUGUGAGGCGGGCCCUGCAGAAGCGGAAAUUGUUGAUGCUGCAAACGCAGCCCUUGCUGAAGCUGUGGACAAUGAUGGGCAUGAAAAUGCAGAUGCCGCUAUUCGUUGGCAGUUGCUGAGUAAGUAUAAGGCUGUGCAAGGCUUGGUUGCAGCUGUGAUUCGUGAGAAGAGCGAUGAGGAGCUCCACAACAUUUCAAUCAACAUCAUCUUGGACGAUAUCCAGGCAAAAGCUUCCAACAAAAUCAGCAUGUCAGAACUUCUGGAGGAGAAAGACGAGUUUGUAGCGGCUACAAUGUCCGCAGUUCCAAAAGAGCUAUCUCGACGAUUGCUUCUUGCUGUGAACAAGCCACAGGCGCAUGCCAGGCGACCAGCACAAAUAGAUUCACAAUGUGUCCAAAAGACUUACCUGCUCACCUUCUCCAACCUGGAUCCAAGCAAUGCUCCCACCAGGGAAACCAUCCUUGAGACCGUCUUGCAGGCAUUUGGCGCUGCAGGCUAUGGUUCGGAUGUUUGCGUGACGCAUGCCUGCGUCUUCCGGGAGACGCAUGGCAGUGGACAGUGGCACUUCCAUGGCCUGUCCGCCUUGGACAAAGAUCCCUUGUUGUGGUGCAGUGGGGGCCGGAAGCAUCCGCCUCUUCUAGAUGCGAUCAAUGGGGUCUUGGACAGUACUGCAAUUGAAGAGAAGGUGGCAGAGCGUUUUUUGCAGCGUUGGUCUGCGGGCAAGCGUGGGCCAUGCAAAUUCUCUGACUUGGAGUUAUGGCCAAUAGUGAAAGAACUUGGGCUCACUGCCGAUGACCCUGUCCUGCUUGCUAAACUCCUUCAGCAUGGGCGAAAUUCCGGAAAUGAAAGAUUGCUGAACUACCUCUUCCGCACAAACAACACCAUCAGAGAGAAGGUCGCCAUGUGCUGCACACUAGAAUCAUGUGAUCGCGUCAUCGCAGAUUCUCAGACAACUACGUGGAAGCGUGUCACUGCCGCCUUGGGGCGACAGUGUUGUUGUGACAGAACUUGGGCACCAGAAGCUCGCGAGAUUCUCCGCAACAAUAACAUUGAGGAGGGGAAGCUUUGCCAACAUUUGCGUCAGGCCCUCAUGCUGGGCAUGCAGAAGAAGGGAGAUGCAGUAUGCUUCACAGGUUCCGGAAACGAGGGCAAAAGCUUCAUUUUGAAGCCAUUGCGUGAAAUUUUCCAGCGCGUGCCUUGGCUACCGCUUUCACAUCACAUGGUUUCUGACCCUCACCCGUUUCCCAACGAUCAUAUUUUUUAA